AUGACGCUCUUGGGUGGGCUGUUCUCAAGAAAGAGCAAAGGCAGAAACAAGGAACAGCAGGCGUCCAGCGUCGCCAGCGCCCCCGCCGCCACCAGCGAAGACAUCGACUCGACGCUCUCCUCGCCAACGGCCUCGUACGUCACUCCGGAUAAACACGUACCGUCUGUUCCAAAUGGCAAGAGUUACCUGCAUCCUGAUUCUGCCAGAGACAUUCACACGAACUUGAACGACCACCGUCCAUCGUUGGAGAUGAUGCCCUCGACGUCCAAGCUGCGUAUCUUUGGCCGGAAAAAGUCCUCAAUCAAGCCGCCAGAGUCGACGAACGACAAUGACUACGACAAUGCAUUCGGUACUUCACCCAGACCGCCCUACAUGGGGCGCAUCAGUACCAGCAGCGCAGCCUCCGACAGUGAAACGGCAGAUCCCCGACGUUUGCGACCUCCACCCUCCAAGUCUGCUAUAUUCGCUGCCUACAACGACCCCCACAGUGCACUCUCUACGCGUUCCCUACCUAAUGAAGGCUAUCACACUCGUUCAGAAUCACCGCAACCAUCUGCACCACCACCACCACCCACAAAGCGGCCGUCCUUAUUUUCCUGGACGAAAUCUUCGUCGUCCAAGGCGCUCCCUAUACCUCCGAAAGACCCGAAGAAGCUAGCACCCAUCGACACCCACAACGUCGGCGAGUCGCCAGAGUCUUCGUUCAACCUCAAGUCUUUCCGCCACGUCGGGCCCUCAAGCCCGGCGCAUUCCAACUCAAACCCAAACGCCUCAAACGUCUCCCUGCACACGCCCGCGCCGCGGCCGCGUGCUGAGCCUGUGCACUCAGACUCGUCACACCGAAUUUCAGUCGCAGCAUUCAGGGAAGCACAAGCACGCCGAAGUUUGGCUGGAUCACCCUCUCCUUCACUUGGCCGUUCGCCUAGUCCGCUACCAAAUUCCCCAUCGUUGCCGCCCGAUGUUCCCCGAGGACCCAUUGCUUCGAGCUCACGGCCGCCGCGACCGUCCCCUCAGCCCUCGCCAUCAACGUCAUAUUCGACGCAGCUCAAUCAGCGCAAGUCUGGAAUGUCCUUCGCGGCAACAUCUCUCUUUGCAUCAGACACGGAUGAUUCUGAUUCUUCAUCUGAACACGAAGAGUCGGACGAUGAUGGAACUUAUACCCAAGCCCAAAGGGGACGGCAGCCAACGUCGAGGCUGCCCUUGACUCACAAAGGGCGAGCAAAGUCGGAUAUGGGACAUGGUGCAAUAUUGGACAGGAGGACACCAACUCGUUCCGCACCCAAAUCACACGUUGGCCACGAUUGGUCCUCACGGCAAGAGUCUCCUUCACAUUCACGUCCGAACUCGCAGGCGUUGUUAUCCAACUAUGCGGCACAAGAAGCAAUGCCUACAUCUGAAUCAGGCCUUGGCCAUUAUGCCGGGGGCCAGAGACCGCGUGCGAGUGCUUCCACGAGUGCACUCACACCAUCUGCUGCUGCCAAACGCGCGAGCGUCCUAGCUGCAGCAAAUGCUGGUACGGAGGCCGAUACCAUUAACCAAUACAAACGUGCUUCCCGACACAUUCGCGACUCCUCCAUACAUUCCAAUCCUCCAGAACCACCAUCUAUGACGACGAACAAGAAGGCAUCGACGAAUCUGGGCCACGGAAAUUUCCCUCUCCAACAAACCCCGUCCAGCGACUCGGACUCUGAUUCCGACAAUGCUCCUCUUGCAACACUCGUCCCUCCUCGACGACCGGGAAGCGCCAUGUCGUCAUAUUCUAAUGGGAACGCGUCGACGCGCUCAGGUGGACAGCAUAAACCGUUGAUCGACAUCAAAGAACUGGUUGCGACAAAGCCCGCUCCCAGCCUUCCGCGACCCGCAGGUUCGCCUGGGAAGUCGAUGGAAGGUUUUACACCUGGAAGGACGCUCCUAUCAGGAAUGGACUCCUCGUCUCGACCGGAUCUCCGACGACCUCCCUCGCCAACACAUUCAGUGGUCAGCAAGAUCCCGCCUGUCAACUUUAUCUCCCCUCCAUCGACCCCAGGUCAGGAGGAAGUGAAGAGGAUGGGAAUCCCUCCGAGAAGCUCGACAAUGCCGUUACCUAUGGCUUCGAGUUCGUCGUUGGGAGGCAACGAGUCGACCCCAGAUGGGGAGAGGAAGCGGGACGCGUUGUCAGAGAGGUUGUCCAAGGUGGUGAAGAGCACGGUUGGGCCUUCUCAGCUCAAUCCGGAACGGUCAAACUCAGCGCCGCUUCUGUCAAUCUCACGAAGCACGACUCCAGUUGGUGAUCUCAACAAACCGCUCCCACCGCCAGAAUCUCCGUCUGUUCGCAACUUUUUGGAACCGCAGCGAAGCGAGAGUCCGAAGGAUUUGAAUUCGAAUAUCAAAGCCCCUGUUGCGAAGCGCACCAAGUCAAACACGCUCGACAUUCCUGCCUCGACAUCAGCAGCGACCAUCCGGCCACGCCCAGUCUCCAAACCCAGUCCUCCUGACCCUAGUCUUGCAGAUCUCCUUGGAGUUGCAGGGAUGAAGUUGAUCUCGCGAAAUGGUGAAGAUUCGCCGUCUGAUUCGGAGUCUGAGACUUCCGAUUCUAGCGAGAGUGAUAGCGAUGGAUAUGGGUAUGAUAGUGUGUCGGGGAAGAAGGAUCCGUUGAGGAAGAAGAGUGCUGUUGAGGAGCCUAAGGAGGAGAAGAUUGUCCCUAUCCCGAUCAAGCAGCGUCAACCCGCCCCGUCGUUUAGUGUCACUUCUCGACCUCCAAUCUCGCGUAGUCCGACUAAGCAGAGCAACGCCCUUUCGACCGUCAGCAGUACCAGUGGAUCGAGUAAUGCUGGAAGUGUGGUGGGAGGAUCGUCAACGAGGUCGUCCAUGAACCUUAUGACUUUACCUUCAACCACGGUCACUUCAUCUUCGUCUUCGACAUUCAAUGCGAGGAAGAGGAGCAGUACGCUUGCGACUCCUGGUGGAACGUCGAACUACUUGUCGCCCAGUCCACCCUUUGCGAAUGGCAGUUCGUCGAGGAGCACACCUCCACCGGACAGUCCGAACAGCGACAGGACGAACGCACUCCGGGCUGUUGGUGCGACGAUUGCGAUGCAGCCUCAGCCUAGGCAGCGGAGUUCGACUUUGGUGCCUAUGCUUUCGCCUCCGCAAGGUGGUACGCCUCCGCCUCACAUGCCCAGCCGACCAUUUGCCGUCCGCCGAGACAGUCCCGCGAGCUCAACGGGCGACUCGAGUAGCGGCCGUGCCCCUCUCACGCCCCGAGAUGGCUCUGAUAUCGGUAUCAACACUCGGAGUAAAGACUCGGCACUUAAGACCGACUCUGUACAACAAUACAGCGGGGGUGCGAGUGGACUGGGUAUGUCCGCCAAGACGAAGCAAAAGUUGAAGAGGCGGAGUGUGAGCUUUGAUGAUGAGCCGAGGGAUCUGGUGGAGUUUAGGUCUAGUCGAGCGUCGAGGGAUUUGACGAAGCUUACUGGGGGCGAUUCGGGUAAAGCGAAAGAGAAGGAGCGGAGGAGUGUGGAGGUUGAGAUGGAAGAGAGGAGGAAGGAACGGAGGAGGGAGGAGGCGAAGGCUGCUAUUGAGCUCGGCGAAGUGGUCAAUGGCCGUGGUCCAAUCUUGGACGACGACGACGAUCUUCCUAUGAACCCUCGGAUGUCGACCAUGAAUCCUAUGAUGAUGGGUAUGCAGCCUCAGAUUGGGUUCCCGGGUGUACCUGGAGGCGGAGCGACAUGGGGUAUGAACAUGAACAUGAACCUCAACAUGGCGAUGCAGCAUGGCCCCAUGCCCAGCCCAGGCAUGCUCUCCCCGGCGCAAUUCAUGCUCCCGCAACCAGCCUCCAACGAUCCAGCCUUCCUCGCCGCGCACCAACAAGCGAUGAUGAUCGCGAAGCAGGCGUACCAGAUGGCGGUGGCGCAGCAGGCUAUGGCGGCUGCUGCCGACGAGUGGGAGCGCAGUUCGAAUAUGGGCGGGUUUGGUGGGAGUGUGUAUGGUGGUGUAGGGGGGAGUGGGGGGAGUGUUGGGCCUGGGUCGAUGAUUACGCCGUAUGGUAUGGGGAUGGGUAUGAUGGGUAUGGGGCAGCCUAAUAAUUGGUCGACUGGGUCGGCGAUUAUGGGUCCCAGCGCGAGUUCGCGGUCGAUGUAUGGUGGGAUGAGUAGUUCGAGGAGUGAGUAUGGGGGAGGGAUGAUGUCUUCUGGCGGGGGCAGGAGCUCGGUUGCGAUGGGUAACUGGAGUAGCUCGAGGAGUUCGUACGGGGAGAUUGGGGCUGCCUCGGGUGGUGGCGGUAGGAGCCGGCAUGUAUCGACUGGGGCGAGGGAUUCGAUAUAUGGUGGACAUGGGAAUGUGCCACCUGUGCCGGCUAUACCUAGUGGUGGAGGUGAUCGGUCGUCUAUCGUUGGAUCGUCCAAGGCCGGUCCGAGGCAGAGGACGACGAGUCAGCCUGCGUUGAGUUCUGGGAGGGCUGGACAUGGUGCGUUGAGGAAGGCUCCGCCGCCUUCGAGUUGGAAAGCUAGUGGAUUCUAG
This is a messenger RNA of Coprinopsis cinerea okayama7#130, 4500 nucleotides long. RefSeq lists its product as hypothetical. The record is from RefSeq and is a predicted model, not a curated record. The transcript is spliced from 3 exons. Bases 1 to 4500 code for a protein of 1499 amino acids. NCBI's taxonomy places the organism in Eukaryota, Fungi, Basidiomycota, Agaricomycetes, Agaricales, Psathyrellaceae.